Molecule: messenger RNA, 6015 nt
Organism: Cheilinus undulatus (humphead wrasse)
Lineage: Eukaryota; Metazoa; Chordata; Actinopteri; Labriformes; Labridae
Gene: rin3
Product: Ras and Rab interactor 3
Exons: 15
Coding region: 185-3394 (1069 amino acids)
Biological process (GO): vesicle-mediated transport
Cellular component (GO): endocytic vesicle; cytosol
Molecular function (GO): small GTPase binding; guanyl-nucleotide exchange factor activity
Source: RefSeq, a predicted model, not a curated record
GGGAGGGCUGACACAGUCAAACAUUUUCCCUUUGCCUUGUAGUUUUCCCUUAUUCAGUCCUUCACAGAUCAAGAGGAGGAAGAGAAGAAAAAAAAGGAGGAGUGUGGAGCAGAGAGGAGGCGGGGCGUUCAAUGGAGCUGAGGCAGAGUGACAGAGAGCAGCCGAAGAGUCAAUCUGUGGAAAUAUGAUGGAGGCCAGCGUUGUUUCUACAGACACAGGCCUCACAAGCCCGCUGACAGGAGCACUCGACACUCCAUCCAUCACCUCCGUCACUCCACCUUCCCUGCCCUCCUCCCUGCCUCCAGCUCGACCAUGUCGACCCAAACCGCCUCCUCCUCCUGCACCCAAAUCCUCCCAGCUCCCCUCUGCUCCUCCUCCGCCUACGUCCACUCCCCUGUCACUUCUUCCUGCCUCCAAACCUUCCCUCCCUCUAUCCCCAAACCCUAUACCUGCCACAAAUUCAUCCAACACUCCUCCCCCAUCUCUCCCUCCUCCUCUCUCCCCAGCUCCAGCGUCUCCGGCACCUCUGCUCCCUCUCCAGCUGAAUCCGGCCUCUGAUCCGACUCCCUCUCUUAUUUCUCCUCCUCUUUCUGCUCCUUUAUCGCCAACUAUCUCAUCUGUUCCUCCUCCCAAUCCUCCUGCUGUCCCACCAUCCUCCCAAACUCCCAGCAAUCUGAGUCCGAUUGAUAGGCUGGUUGGGAGCGCCUCGGUGUGGCAGCCUAAAGGACUCGGCCAAGAGAAAAUCACAAGUAUACUGGAGAAAGAGACGUCUGGGGCGUUCCUGGUCCACAGCACAGAAAGCGAGGGUGUGAAGCUGUCAGUACGGCUGCCUGAUGAAGAUGAGACACCACUUUUACACAACCUGCAGGUCAAACAACACAAAGCAUUUCUCCACUUAGAAGGCUCCAGUCUGGUUUUCGAUGACAUCUUUAAACUGAUCUCCUUCUACUGUGUCAGCAGCCAUCCAGCUAAGGAACAGCAGGACAUCUUGGCUGUCUCACUGAGGUUACCACAGGCUAUCACCACGGCAACCAAUAAAGAAGAGCUGGAGGUCAUCUCUGCUAUGGGAGCAGAUUUCUGGACAUCUGAUGUGAACCAGCAGCCAAUGAGCAAGGAGCUGGACUUGGAUGAGAGCCACAGCAGACUGUUCUUGUAUGUAAACCCAGUGAUUGUAGAUGAGACACCCAAUAAAGACCCAAACCCCUCGUCUAUCUCUAAACCUGAGAUCAUGACCAGUCAGAACAUCCCAGUUGCUCUGCAGAACGGAGAAGCUCCACAGAAGGUCAGCACAGAGACUAAAACCACACCAAACAUGGAGAUAAAAUACAAACGACCUCCGCCCAGACCCCCCAGCCUGAGCUCAGGGUCUGGGGCAGGCCUCCUCUUCUCCUCUCCCCCCAUGCCUCACACUUUAUCUGUAACCACAACAGCUGAGAGAAAAGAGGAAGGAAGGGGAGGAGUAGGGGAGAGAGAAGAGAGGAAGUCAAUGUCAACAUCACCUCCUCCGUCACGGCCUCCUGUUCCCCUGCAGAGCCGAGCCGCUCCUCCUCUGCCUCCUGCUCCUCUCCGUCGCACCUCCUCCAGGAAAGGCAGUGACCGAGAUGCUGCUGAAGGGAGGGAGAGAGAGAAGGGACAAAAUCCUGCAAAGAAAACAGAGAGAGAGGGGGGAGGAGAGGCGAAAACUGGAAGUAAAUCAGGUCUGCUGAGUGAACACGAGAACAGUGGCCAACACAAAGAGGAGGAAGAGAAAAAAGACGAGCAGGAAAAUAAAGAAGACAAAAACAAACCGCCAGUAAUCAAGAAACCGUCCCGUCCCAUCCCUCCACCCAGGAGGAAACCAUCCUCACCAGACGUACCUGUGCAGCCCAACCAGGCAGGAGGAGGAGGAACCAAUCAGAGCGCAGGGAUGAGAGUCCCUCCUCCCUCCCCGGCCCGACGGCCAGAUGUGUCCCUGUACUCACCGCAGGGGGGAGCUGUGCUGGGAACAGACCCCGACUCAUGCUCCACCAGCAGCACAGAGGAAGAAGGAGAGCAGAGCCAGGAGCACGAGCAGAACCCCAGCCGGCCUUCAGAGAGCCGCAGCCCCAAAGUGGCCGUCAGAAGAACUCCCACCACCGUGAUGUUGGACCGAGCUCGAUACCGCCUCUCCACCGUCCUCACCGGCCUCAUCAGCCACGACCGCCGCCUCACUCAGCGCAUCGUGGAGCUCGCCAGGGACCCUCUGACCUAUUUUGGAAACCUGGUGAAAGAGCACCGAGCGUUCACCCUGGAGACCAUGUCGAACCACGCGUCAUCCACGGAGCUGCUACAGGAGAUUAGACAGAUGGUGACUCAGCUGAAGAGCUACCUGCUGCAGAGUACAGAGCUGCAAGCCAUGCUGGAGCCACAGCAGUACACUCAGGACAAACUGGAGAGCAUCGUAGAAGCAGCGAUGUGUAAGAGCGUCCUGAAGCCGCUGAGGGAGCCGAUUUAUCAGAGUCUGGAGAAACUUCACUCCAACGACAACAGCCUCAAACAGCUGGCAGAGAACCAGUCCAUUGUUCUCGGCAGCACCACCACAGCUUUAGGAAUAACCACGGCCGUCCCAGAGGCCUCUGCUAUGGAGAAGAUCAGCAUCAAAUUGAACAACCUCCAUCUGGAAUAUUCUCCACAGAAGAAGAUCGAGAUGCUGCUGAAAGCCUGCAAGAUCAUCUAUGACUCCAUGUCUGUCAGCAGUCCAGGGCGGGCCCACGGAGCUGAUGACUUCCUGCCAGUAAUGAUGUACGUCCUGGCCAGAUCCAAUCUUUCCGCCCUGCAGCUGGAUGUGGAGUACAUGAUGGAGCUGAUGGACCCCUCUUUAGCACUGGGAGAAGGUUCUUAUUACCUGACCACCACGUACGGCGCUCUGGAGCACAUUAAGACCUUCGACCAGCAGAGGUCAGCGACGCGGCAGCUGAGCAGAGAGGUUCAGGACUCCAUCCACCGCUGGGAGAGACGACGCACGCUCAACCAGGAGCGCAUGGCCCAGGGAUCUGUGCGGGACUUUUUAACCGUGUGUUGUCCUGAAGUUGGAGCCAACUCCAAGACUCUCGGCGUCCUCCCGACCACAACCAUCCAGGAGCUGGCAGAGCAGUGUGCUGCACGCUUUGAACAAGACUCGUACAUACUCAGCGUGUACAUGGACGGCGCCCAGCGCCCCCUGGCCCCCGCGGAGCUUGCCGUCAGCGUAAAGAACAGCUGUCAGCCUGGAUCCUACUGCUUUGUCUAUCACCCUGCCAACCAGCCAAUCAAACAGCCCCCUCGCAGCUGCCCCACUGACCCACCCCCGGCUCCACCCACACAGAUCCUUACCCCAGCUGAUGCAUCAGCCGUUGAUAGUGAGGAGGCGGAGGAGCAGAGUCUGAUUAGCUUGUAGUCGUUUCAGUGUCACCGUGGAGGCUACAAUAACUACAUCACUGUGCUUCAAUGAAGAACUGGCAGCAGAGGAGGGAAGUUCAGUUUGGUUUAAUAGAAGAAAACUCUUUAAGGAAACACGAAGGAUAUGUAAUGAACACCUUCCUUCUGUUGUGUUAGAUUUAAGCUGUUAAAAAUGUGAUUCCAGUAUUUCCUUUGUAACUUAGGCCUGAUUUUGAUACUUUAUGGGGUCUAAAUUUCUUAUUAAUUAUUUCAGCAAGCCAACUCCAAAAAGGCAGCAGCAUCACCCAAUAAGGAAACUGAUAAAAGCUCAAAUUAAAACCAAAUUAGUCAAACAAAUAUGAUGCUUUGAUACUGUCAGGCCCUGAAACGAAGACUUAAUAUCCCAAAAACAUUGCAGAAACAUUUCACACUGAAGAUAACUUAAGUAAAGUACCUUUUCCCUAGGGGGUAAGAUGCAUUUCUGAACUAAAAACAGACAUUUUUCUGCCUCUAUAGAGACAACAGCAGUGGUUUUACAUGGCAAAGUAAGGGAUGCUAGCGUACUGCUGCCAAAGUAGGGUCAUCAGAUAACAUUCAUAUCUGUUCUGAUACCAUGGCAGCAAAAAUAGAAGUCCUAGGCACCAAAGAUUGGGUGAUUUAUUGUUUUAAUUUCAAAAAGUUGCAGGCAAACUCCUGCACUCUGUCUUGGUUGUGCAAAAACUCUGGCAAUGAUUUCUUUCCUAUCCAUAUGUAUUAUAAAAUACAUACGAUGAAACUUUUUAAGGCCCUGUGUCUUAAAAUGCUUUCAAUCUUUACAAAAAUGGGAAUUGUACCCUUUUAAACAUGGUAGUUGAAGGUUGCAGAGUAUCAAACAUUUUGACGACUUUAUAAUAGAAAGGAAGACAUCCAAAUUUUGUGCGUGUCAUGACUGAAAUUUGGCCUGGUGGUUUAAAGCACAGUGCUGUCAUAGAAAACCUAAAAUAAAGAUUUUUUUAUCACUUUACAGGGACUUUUAAGCCACCUGACAUCAUCAAAAACAAGUAUUUCACCAUGCAAAGAGCACAAGAAUCUACUGCUGCCACAGACAGGUUGUCACAAAUUUAAAAUCUCGGGGACCAGUAAAAGCCAAAAAUUAUCAGUGCCUCUUUUGACUCAGCAGAAACAUAAACAGCAGUGAUAUUCCCUGGCUUUUAGGCAAUUUCUUGUUUUUAAUCAACAAAAAUUGCAAGGAAAUCUUCUGCAUACACACUGACAUCAUUUCAGUGGAAUAAAGAGUGUGCUGGAGUUUUUUUUAAGGAUUUAUUCCUCUCAUAUACACCUGUGUUAUGAAAAAGAUACCAUUCUUUAAAUCUAUAUGCCAUCCAUGGACGUAACAUGGGGGGAAAAGGGUACUGAUUACCCGGAUUUCAGGGAUGGGCCCUGUGGGAGCCUGUAAUGAAAUGUGUGUUGUUUUUUUUUUUUGUUUUUUUUUUUCUUAGUAAUUCAGUCAACAGACUGAAAAUUGUUUCAAAUAGAGUAAAAUACAAUACUUGGGGCCCCGCUCCUUCCUUAAAAAUGUCCAAAUAGUAAAGUCAAGCACUGUGAAAUAAUGGAAGUAAAAAUAUUGCUCAUAUAUGGGGGACUUAUGGUUCAAAAAUAGAUAAAAAUGCAUAGAUAUUUGAAAAAUGAUGCAACAUUUGCUGCUUGGCUAGCUGGUUAAGGGGGGCCCUGAGAACCAUUUUUUCUGGGGGCCCAAAAUCCCUAUCUACGCCCCUGAUGCUAUCAAUAUAUCGAAUAACAGACUUUAUCAUUUCAAAACACAGUGCUAAAAGUUUUUUAAAAAUCAACAAUUUUGACAGUAAAACUUCAGCGAAAGAGCAUUUUUUAAUUGUUAGGAUGCUCUUUUUUUAAAACAAAGACGUCCAUUUUAAUCUAUCUUUGCCAAAAUGAUUAAAAAAUUAUAAGUUUUAAUAUGAUUCUAGUAAAAUGAACCCAGCUGCAAAGCACACGAAGAAAAAAAUGUAAGUCCUAGCAGCUGAUAUCAGGCCAUUUAUUGAUUUUAAUUGCCAGAAGUAGCAGGUGAACUCCCAUAGUUCACAACAAAUACUGUCAGACACUUUCUGACUGAAACAUUGCCUUUGUUUUUGUGCGGUUAAGACAGUUUCUAGGAUUUUACAUAUGAAUUUUGGAUGUAUACAUUCCUCUCCUAAAUGCCUGUCUUAAGAAAAGAGAUGUAGUUUUUAAGAUUUAGGUUCUUUUUGAUGUUAAUAUCAGUAAAAUAACAGAGAUGAUAUUGUUUUAAACCAGGGGUGUCAAACUCAAGGACUGGGGUCCAAAUCUGGCCCAUAGUGCAGUUUUACCCGGCCCGCAGAAUCAUAUCAUAUUUUCGUUAGAACUGGCCCACAGGUCUGAAUCCUGCAGCUUUCCUCCAGUAUAGAAAUUAGAAUUUAACCUUGAAGAUUUAUAAUUUCCUUUAAGUCAUAAACAUUUGAAAAAGUAAAGGGUAAAAAUAAUGAGAUGGAAAGUAAGGAAUGAGGGAGAGAAAUGUGUUUGUGUUUUCAUUUAAUAUUCUCAAUUUGCAUCUCAAAAUCCUGACUCAAACUUAGCAUUUUGAGUUUUUAUUUCAUACUGUGAACUUUAAGAUUACAAUUUUAAAUUUCA